GGAUAAACACUGUACUAUUACACACGUAAUGGUGGCGGCUUGCUAUUAGAAAUCAUUGCUGACAACUUAUUUAGAAAAUACUUUGGGAAACCUUCAACAACUUAAAAAUCCAAUGCAAAGUUGAUGAGAUUAACAGAAUGAAUGAGUGUUGUUUUAUUUGCAAUACGAAAACUGGGCUGUAUUUGGUAAACGCUACAAACUUAUUUGGAGAUGGAAUAUCACUUAAUUCUGAUAAAAAAUUACAUGAAGUUAUCGGUAGUAUUGUGGACAAACAAAUAAAGAAAGACGGUAUACAUUCACAUAUCAUUUGUAAGAAGUGCCAAAAAGCUGUAGUCGAAUACGACUCCUUACAAGUCAGGGUACAAGCCAUAAAACUAGAGCUGAAGGAGCAGUUUAAGAAGACUUUAACGAAAUAUGCCAUCAACUAUGAAACAUACAACGAUGAGGCUAAGAAAACCGAAAAGAAAGAAAUAAAGAAACUAGUGUUACCAGCGUCCAAACUACAGCCUCUACCUCCCGACUUCCUUAUAAAGAAUGCGAAAUGGCCAGUCUCAAGAACAAUUACAAUGCCACAGUUGAAGACAUCAAUGACAUUACCAUCAUCAUCAACACUCAAUCUAAAAGUGACUGUUGGUUCGUCUGUCCUCACACAGAGCAUAAACACUAAUACCGUAGCAAACAAAAAAACAAUCACAAUACCCACCCAAAUAGAUCCAAAUGUGAUAAUAAAUGUCAGCCAGAAUGACAAAACCACUCAGAACAAAGCUCCGACUAAAUCUGACGAGAUUUCAAAGAUCUCGUCGAGCUCGUCGGUUGGGCAGACGAUUUCGACGAGUUCGUCGAUCACGUCGAAUCCUAUACUAAGCUUCAACGUUAACACCCUACCAAAUAUAUUCCCAUCGGCUGUAUGGAAAAAGGUUGACGUGGAAUUUGAUAAGAAAUUGAAGAAAGAGGUCGUUGAAGGAAUGGACCCUGAAAGUAACGAAGAGCAACCGGUGGAGAUAGACUCAGAAUGUAAUCUGUCGAUGCUGACAUCCGACAACACCGACAGCUGUAUUAAAGACCAGCUCAUAUUCCAGGAAGACAUUAAGUGUGACAGUGAAUCGGCCGACAGUUUCGUGGACGUGAGGAUGGUGGGCUUCGACAGGGACGAGCAUACUCUGCUCAUGGACAGACAGAACGGAUCUAUACUGAGAGUGGUGUCCGGUCAGAAGUUACUGUAUGGAGAUAAUGAAAUAUCCCUCGUGCUGCCCCACGACGACCCCGAAGGCAGCCAAGAUUCAAAUUCUGAAUCCCAGAUCGAGUUGCAAGUUUCCGGUGAUGAGGAGACGGCUAACGCUAUCAUAGCGGCCGCCAGGGAGAGAGGCGGAGCGUUCAUCAAGGUGGAGUCGGGUGAAAUGUACAGAGUGAAAUCUGUUCAAAGCGAAGACGUUGAGAAUAAUUCGCAGGUGGUGUUGUUCGAGAACGGGUCCUUCAAGUGUUUGCUCUGUAAGGACGACGCGAGCGAGUGGAUGUCUCCGUCGUCGGCGUGUGAUCACCUGAUGACGUCACACUCCACCCAGCUGUUCCUGUGCGGCGAGUGCGGGGCGGCCGCGGACUCGCGACACGAACAUACGCUGCACAUGGAACAACAUACAAAUAAAUCUAAGAAUGAUCAAGAAGAUAAGAAGGUGUACUCCUGCAACGUGUGUAACAAGCGCUACGCCACGAGGGGGCUGCUGGUGGAGCACCGCAACACGCACAGCGGGGCGAAGCCCUACGUGUGUAGGACCUGCGGCAAGGGGUUCGCCUCCAAGUACACACAUCAAUCACAUCUGAAGACACACCAGGCUCGCCCGCGCCCCUUCAAGUGUAGUCAGUGCGGCAAAUCAUUCUUCACCUUACAAAACCUUAACCAACACGAGAAGACGCAUUCGGGAGUCAAAGACUUUAUAUGUAACAUAUGCGGCAAAGCAUUCGGCACUCAGCAUAACUUAGAGGUGCACGGUGUCGUCCACUCGGGCAACAAGCCGUUCGUGUGCGGAGUGUGUGGCAAGGCGUUCGCCAGGAGAGCUGAAGUUAGAGACCAUAUGAGGAUACACACCGGCGAGCGCCCGUUCGCGUGUGAGAUCUGCGGCGCUCGCUUCACACAGCGGUCCAACCUCCACUCACACCGACGUGCGACACACUUAGACGACAAACGAUACGCCUGCCAACACUGCUCGAAACGGUUUAAGAGACGCCGUUUGCUAGACUACCACGUUAAGGCGGCGCACACGGGCGAGAGACCUCUCAAGUGUGAGGUUUGUAGGGCGACCUUCGUGUAUCCUGAGCAUUACAAGAAACACACCAGAAUACACAGCGGAGAGAGGCCUUACUCGUGUGAAGUUUGCGGUAAAACGUUCAAUUCCCGCGACAACCGGAACACCCACCGCUUCGUGCACAGCGACCGGAAGCCCUACGAGUGCGUGGUGUGCGGCGCCGGCUACAUGCGGAAACAGCUGCUCUACCAGCACAUGAACACCAGCGGACAUUUGGCGGAAUCCAUAGUAGUGAAUCAACCGAGAGUGACGAGCGUGGUGGAUGUGACACCAGCCAGCGAAGAUUCGGCUAAGGCGGACAAAUUUCCUGACACGAUAUACGAGACUACGGAGGAAUUAGAAUUGGAUACGAGCAAAGCAGUUGUUACAACACAAGGAGAAACAAAAUUCUUUUUCACAGAUAACAAAAAGCUUAUCCUAGAAGACGGUAAAACAAUGGAUUUGGUCAACGACACCGCGGGGUCCGCGCUGCUCACGCUGCACAAUAUUGAAGACAAAACCGAGACUUCCCUAUUGGACAACAUCACUACUGACCAACUCACAGACCAACAGUCUUGUGGUCUGAGGCUGGUCCCCGUGGAACUCCCAGACGGUACCAGUGGAUGGGUUGCCAUCAACCAGUGACUGCUGUGUCCGCUGCGGACAGCGUCUACUCAUCAUGACAAGGGGUUAUUUUAGAAUUUUUAUCAAAUAAAAAUUAUAAGUGUAAUUUUUUGAGGCUGUCAAUCACAAUGUUCACUCGUCUUGAUGAUGGCCCUAGUGACUUAUCCCGACGAGUUCUCGAUGAUGUAUGUGACGAGUGUUCUGUAUCUGUAAGUGGAGGCCUCGACUUAUAUCGCAUGAUAUUUUUUAUAUAAAUUAAGGCUGAAUGUAAAUAAAGUAAAAUUAGUUUUAUUAUUUAUGAAUUUAGCGCGCGUUAUUAAUGAAUAGUGUGACGAGGAAGGUUUUUUAAUAGAUGUAAAUAAAAUGCACUUUGUUUAUGACGUAUUUUAAUCCACGUGGCAACCAAAACUAUUUUAAUGUGAUCAUUAUAAUACUAACGUUUUCUUCAAUGAAAUAAAAUGUAUCCUGAAUUA
Messenger RNA from Danaus plexippus (monarch butterfly), 3376 nucleotides. RefSeq names its product zinc finger protein 287-like. Gene Ontology annotation, cellular component: nucleus. The coding region runs from base 138 to 2924 and encodes 928 amino acids. Gene Ontology annotation, molecular function: RNA polymerase II cis-regulatory region sequence-specific DNA binding; zinc ion binding; DNA-binding transcription factor activity. The record is from RefSeq and is a predicted model, not a curated record. NCBI's taxonomy places the organism in Eukaryota, Metazoa, Arthropoda, Insecta, Lepidoptera, Nymphalidae. Gene Ontology annotation, biological process: regulation of transcription by RNA polymerase II. The transcript has 25 exons.